AAAAUGGCGGAAACUGCAGAGGUAAUCAGAAGAUAUAAAAGACGUUUUAAUAUCAAAAGAGACAACGAUGUAAAUCUAAUUUAUAUGAGCAAUAAAAACAUACAAGAGCUAAAAGAAGAAGAUUUUAUGCCAUAUAGAUAUUUAACUAUUUUGUACUUGAAUAACAAUAAGCUAUUUACAAUAAACUUCUUUUCGGCUUGUAUCAAUUUAAGGGAGAUAUAUUUACAUCACAAUAGAAUAAGGUCGAUUGCAAAUUGUUUAUAUAUGUUGACUUCCUUGAAGAGGCUACAUUUGCAUAAUAAUCAAAUAAGCGAUUUAGAAUCGACUAUAAACGAAUUUCGUAAAAUGGUUGAUUUAGAAGAUUUAAAUUUAUUUAAUAACCCUAUUGCUCAGGAACGAGGCUAUAAGCAAUAUGUUAUAAGGCGUGUACCGCAUUUAAAACUAUUGGAUAGAGAAGAAGUUACAAGAAAAGAUAAGAGAAUAGUUCCAGAAAUUAUAACUGUAGCAUUUAAUAGAUGCAGUAGAGGACCGCCUGAAGUAUUUUAUCCACAUUCUCCACCAAUAACUGAACUACCUCGUAAGGCUGUCUAUUAAUUGUGUGCUCUUAAUACUAUUAACGUCAAUAUCUGUUGACUUUGAACGAUAUAGCAAAGCAUGAAGUCGCCAACAGCUUUUAUAGAGAUAACCCUGCGAUCGAUAUAGAGCAAGCUACCCAAAUUCGCCAAUCGAAAAGAAGUUGUAACCACUUUGCUCAUAUGGAUUGGUCAAUUGUGCCUAGAAGAGAAGAAAGAAGACAAACAAAAGUUAAAUUCUCUACACCGUGCCUUAUUAGUAAGAUAUGGCAAUAAUCUUUUUCUCUUUUUUGAAAGUUUUUUACUUUUUUUUUCAAAAACGUGAACAAAAAUUCUGUGCCACAUUUUUUCGACAGUUUUAUAUUUAUUUGUUAGUUUGUUUGCACGUGCCAAAUUUUUUUUUGGAAGUUAUAACCAAAGAAAGAACAGAAACAAUGAAAACUGCAUAAUUUAGAGAAAAAUCUAUAUUACUUUUAUAAUAAGACAUAAAACCUAUUUUAGUAUUACAAUUGUUUAGGAUAUUGAACAGAGUGAUAGUUUCUUAGUGAACUGACAAAUUCAUAAUUCUAUAUGUGCUGUGUGGCUUAUUGUUAAAGGGCUAAUAUAGUUUUAUUAAAGAAUUAGAAAACAUCAUUUUUCUUUCUUUAAAUUGUUAUCAAGCGCCCAAUAAAUAAUAAGUAGUGAAUAUUUCCUAUAUUUUUCUGCAUUUAAGCAAUGACAUUGUGUUAGAAUAGUUAAUAGAGAGUAAGUCAUAUUGAUUUUUCUUGUGUUUUGGUUCAACGAUUAUUCUUACGGAGACAUGACAAAUAGAAAAAGCUAUUCGCGUGAAAAUAGAACAGUCUCUUUUUAACAAAAAAUGUUGAAUAAUAAUUCUAAAACAUCUUUUUAAAGCGUUAGAUCAAUCUAUUCUUGGCUUUUUGUCAAAAUUUCACGUUUGCCUACGCAGUUUAAAGGAUCGCUAUUAUGGUGACCGCUGCCGUUCAAUAUGCCAAAGAGGCAGUUCUCUUGACACGAGGUAAAACUGAGGGAAAUGUAUUAAUUUUAGAGUUCUGCUUCAACACAACAAUGUUGGACAUCCGUAUCCAAUCUUGUAAAAACAUUAAUUUGUAUUGUACUUCACCC
This is a messenger RNA of Dimorphilus gyrociliatus, 1694 nucleotides long. The record is from the annotation of a GenBank genome assembly. NCBI's taxonomy places the organism in Eukaryota, Metazoa, Annelida, Polychaeta, Dinophilidae.